AUGGAGGUGGGCGGCUUUGUGACGGUGGCUGGACUCGUUUGGGCUGUGGUGUACCUGGCGGUUGGACUGGCUCUCGCCGUCUUGGCUCUCUACCUGUACUUGCAGUAUGUGUGGAGAGUGGGCAAACGGCUGGCUGUUCCGCUGCUCCCGCCGCGGUUCCCGCUCGGAUCGGCGGCGAUCUUCUCGGAUCUGGCAAGGGCUGGCGGAAGGCGACGUGAGUUCAACCUCUUCCGCCAUCUGCAUCACGUCUUUCUCAAUCCGCGUGAGUGGCUCGUAGAUCUGCAUCUUGACGAGACUGCCGAGCGUGAUGCUCGCGGCGCGCCGCGCGCCAUCCAGCUGUACUUUGCCACGCGGUCCAUGCUUGUGCUGCGGACGCGCGAAGAUCUGCAGGUCAUGCUGGGGAGCAAGGCAUGCGCUGGGCGGAUUGUGUCGGCCAUUGGCAACGAGAUCUUCCGCCAAAAGGGUAUUGUCUUUAUCUCGGACAUGCCCAAGUGGAAGGUCCAUCGGUCUGCAGCACUGCGGGGCCUCCUUCGCCCCUCAUUUCUCAAGCGCCUGUUUGCGACAUCGAUGGUGCCGGUGGCGGAUGACUUUGUGGCUCACGUUGAGGCGAGCGGCACGGUGUUUGACGUUGCAGACCUCUCGGCGCUUACUCUUGAGAUCAUCGGCGAGGCCGCGCUCUCGCUCUGCCUCUGCUCAUUCCCGCGAGCCUCACUCAAGGGCGGCACCGGCGCAAAAAGCGACGAUCUGGCGUCUCUAGCCGCGUUCCGUGACUCUGUUCACGGCAUUCUCCGCGGGCUCACUCUUCUGGGCACCAAGCCGGGCCUGCUCCUUCCGUUCUAUUCGGCCGAGCGGGCCAAGGUCCAGGCGGCGUCGCGAGUUAUGAUGGAGUUUAUGGAGGCGUUCAUCGCGCAGCGCAAGGCGGCACGGGCGAACGGGAGCCACGCCACGCCGUCGGGCGAACCGGACUUUCUGGAUAUUCUGCUCGAGUCGGCCGAGGCCGAGGAAGCCGACAGCGUCGCAGGUGAGGCGCACUUUACCCAUGCCGACAUUGCGUACACGCUGCAGGACAUGAUGAUUGCUGGGCAUGAGACGACAUCGCACACGCUCGCAUGGGCCCUCUUCUUCCUUGCGCAGGAUCGUGAGCUCCAGGAGCGGGUGGCGAACGAGGUGGUGGGGGCGUGGGGCCCGGACGGCGAGCCCGAGUACGCCUCGCUUGCCUCGCUCGACCUCGUCCAGGCCGUGAUCAAGGAGACGCUGCGGCUGCGGCCGACGGUGCCGUCGCUGAUGCGGCGGACGCUCGAGGAUACCGAGAUCAACGGGCUGGCGGUACCCGCCGACACCGUCAUUAUGGGUGCACCGUACACGCUCGGCCUGGAUCCGGACGAGUACCCGUCGCCCGAGACCUUUGACGCCGACCGCUGGCUGGCAAAUCCGGGUCUCAAGCUCCCGUUUGUCUUUGGCGCCGGUCCACGCUCAUGCAUCGGUGAGCGGAUGGCAAUGAUUGAGGCCAAGCUCGCGCUCAGUGUCUUUGUCCGCGCUUUUGCCUUUACCCUCAUCACUCCGCCGGACGACGUCGACAUGUUCCAAUCGAUCACCAUGUGCCCGCAUCCCAAGCUCGAGCUCUCAGGCCUGCUCUCGAUGCUGCGGAAGCUGAAGAAGACCGAUAAGGAGGUGCGUAUUCUGCUGCUGGGGCUGGACAAUGCAGGGAAGACGUCCAUUCUCAAGAAGCUGGCCAAGGAGGACAUCUCGCACACGAUGCCGACGCAGGGCUUCCAUGUCAAGUCGAUCCAGCAGGAGAGCUUCAAGCUCAACGUGUGGGACAUUGGCGGGCAGCGGACCAUCCGGCCGUACUGGCGCAACUACUUUGACAACUGUGACGCACUGGUCUACGUCAUCGACUCGGCGGACGAGCGGCGGCUGGAGGAGACCGGUUUUGAGCUCAACGAGCUGCUGGAGGAGGACACGCUGUCAGGCAUCCCGCUCCUGCUCUUUGCGAACAAGCAGGAUCUCAUUUCUGCCCUCGACCCGGCAGACAUUGCUGACGGCCUCAACCUCUACGCCAUCCGCGAUCGCCAAUGGCAGAUCCAGGCGUGCUCGGCCAAGACCGGAGACGGUCUGGAGGAGGGCAUGAAGUGGGUUGUCGACUCUAUUAGCUCGGGCUCGGGUGCGGGGCCGUCGUCUUAAGCUGGACCAGCAACCGUGUACCGUGUACCA
Thecamonas trahens ATCC 50062 is the source of this 2214-nucleotide messenger RNA. RefSeq names its product Cyp27a1 protein. The record is from RefSeq and is a predicted model, not a curated record. The transcript has 2 exons. Gene Ontology annotation, cellular component: cytoplasm; microtubule cytoskeleton. NCBI's taxonomy places the organism in Eukaryota, Apusomonadida, Apusomonadidae. Gene Ontology annotation, biological process: cilium assembly. Bases 1 to 2184 code for a protein of 727 amino acids. Gene Ontology annotation, molecular function: iron ion binding; GTP binding; heme binding.